Molecule: messenger RNA, 354 nt
Organism: Parnassius apollo (apollo)
Lineage: Eukaryota; Metazoa; Arthropoda; Insecta; Lepidoptera; Papilionidae
Source: the annotation of a GenBank genome assembly
AUGUAUAUGAAUGCUACGGCUGAGGAUGCGGCGCCACAAAUUGCAGAGCACCCCUCAAACGUGAAUACCGCCGUAAAUACCCUAGUUGUGGUUGAUUCAAACGAUGAUGGAACAGUCGCCCAGGAACUGGAAUUAGAGCAUAUGAGGAGUACAUUGGAAGAGGCGAUUGUGGAAACGCGCAGUACGCCUCUCGAAAAUCGACCGCGACUUCCCCGCAUAGCCCUAAGCAAGCGGAAUCGGGCUGUCGUGAGGGCUCUGAACUCAAUGCUGGUGACCCAUUUGGAAGCCAGCCGGGACCUUUGCGAGACGGACGCAAUUUUUUUGGCGCCGCACUGGCAGUGUGCCGUAUUAUAG